Strongyloides ratti is the source of this 456-nucleotide messenger RNA. Its product is annotated as 40S ribosomal protein S14. Gene Ontology annotation, biological process: maturation of SSU-rRNA from tricistronic rRNA transcript (SSU-rRNA, 5.8S rRNA, LSU-rRNA); ribosomal small subunit assembly; translation. Gene Ontology annotation, molecular function: small ribosomal subunit rRNA binding; structural constituent of ribosome; mRNA 5'-UTR binding. The coding region runs from base 1 to 456 and encodes 151 amino acids. Lineage: Eukaryota; Metazoa; Nematoda; Chromadorea; Rhabditida; Strongyloididae. The record is from RefSeq and is a predicted model, not a curated record. The transcript is spliced from 2 exons. Gene Ontology annotation, cellular component: ribosome; cytosolic small ribosomal subunit.
AUGUCUAACCGUAAAGGCAAAGUUCGUGAGGAGCAACCAGUUAUUAGCUUAGGACCACAAGUUCGUGAAGGAGAAAUUGUUUUUGGUGUUGCACACAUCUAUGCAUCAUUCAAUGAUACAUUUGUUCAUGUUACUGAUCUUUCAGGAAAAGAAACUGUUAUUAAAGUUACCGGAGGUAUGAAGGUUAAAGCUGAUCGUGAUGAAUCAUCUCCAUAUGCUGCUAUGCUUGCUGCUCAAGAUGUUUCUGAACGUUGUAAGAUGGUUGGAAUAAAUGCUCUUCAUAUUAAGCUUCGUGCUACAGGAGGAACAAAAACUAAAACACCAGGACCAGGAGCUCAAUCUGCUCUUCGUGCAUUGGCACGUUCUGGUAUGAAAAUCGGACGUAUUGAAGAUGUCACUCCAAUUCCAUCUGAUUGUACUAGAAGAAAAGGUGGUCGCCGUGGACGUCGUCUUUAA